Molecule: messenger RNA, 2253 nt
Organism: Purpureocillium lilacinum
Lineage: Eukaryota; Fungi; Ascomycota; Sordariomycetes; Hypocreales; Ophiocordycipitaceae
Source: RefSeq, a predicted model, not a curated record
AUGGCCGACUAUGGCAUAGGUGCAACGGACGAGAUCGCGAGGCUCUCGCUCGGCCAGGAUGUUGCCGAGCCAGAGCCGUCGCCGCCGCCCAACAUCACGAGCCCCGGCAUAGUCGCCGUCGACAUAACGCAAAAGUUUGCCCAGGCUGCGAAGACCCUGGCGCCGGGUGAGCUGGUUAAAGAUGGCUUCUUCACGCUCUUCGAGUCUGUCUCGGCCCUUGAGAUCAUGGACCCAAAGAUGGACAGCGGUUGCGUCAAGCCUGGGGAUGAGUUUGAGGAGCUGUUCGACGUAUCACGUGCGCUGGAUCCUCAGGAGGUCCUCGGUGUCAUGGACCAGCUGCUUUGCCAUGAGAUGUCCUGGCACCUAGGGUACCCUCUGGCACAGACAAUCCUUACCAGCGUCUACGUCGAGGCCCUCCUGAUGCCCGUCCCUUCCUCGAUAGACCAGGCCUACUUUGUUCGCCAUGGGAAGCUCGACGCCAACCGACAGCCGAUGCUCCAAGUCCUGCGAGCGUAUUGUCUUGGCAUGCUCAAAGCAUGUGGCUAUGAAGAGGAUUUCGUCACAAACACGUACCAUCGCACACUACUCACCAACAUACCCACAAGUGAUGUCCAACAGUCAUUGGCUGAAGCAAAGGGCCUCCUCACUUCACAGCGUGCCUCAAUCGGAGAGGAGCUGGCUGACGCUCUCACAAGUCGUCUAGAGCUGCGGCGGAUCUUUUUGGACGCAGCCGAGUGCCCCCAGCAUGUUAAGGACGCACCAAAGGCACGGCAGCCCUGGGAAGAGGCCCAAGCUGUGUUGCCUAAGAUAAGCGCGACCCACGCCCUGGCCAAGCCGGUCGACGAGGCCUUCAGUGCAAAGCUGCAGCGGAAGCUCGCGAGCACCAUGCCUCCGCGGCCGAUAGUCGAGCUAGGAUUCGACGACGCAUUCGGCCACUUGAGCCGUCUCUUUGCAGAUGGAUUGGAAGUCAUUAGUAUUCUCGACUACGUCGACUCCCAAUGUCUCUUGACCUUUGUCCUUACAUUCCAAGCCAAGAAACCUCAGCCUUUGGUCUAUGUGAGAACACUGCUGCAGACCUUCCUAUUCAACGCCAUGGAAAUCCUGGGAUCCAUGAGCAUCCGCCAACUCCUCGACGACGACUUCUCAAUCAUUUCCCUGCCCGCAAGCGUACUCCUGGACCGCGUCAACGACGAGAUCGAGGCUGUACAAGAUCCGCGGUUCGCCAUGUCGCAGCAAAUGGAAUUCUUCAGACAACGGGCAGCCCAGCCGUUUCUGGACAUUCUCAGGACCGCCUGCCAGAACAGGAGCCGGGUACGACGGACGCUAUGCCACACUAUCCGGGAGUGGGAGAGUCUCCAGGUCGAAGCCGAGGAGAUUGACCAGAUAUUGCAAGUCAAGACAAAGGAGAAGCCCAUGGUGCAUCAGCCGUCGAUGAGCGCCCCGCCCGUCGAGUCGUAUGCGCUGUCAUUAUCAUCCUGGACCUACCUCUACAAGCUGCGGCAGAUGGAAUGGAUCGUGCAGCUGGGCUUCGAGCUGGAGGUCUAUCAGCCGGAUGAGCUCGGCGGGAUGUACUGGUACCUCAACUACUUGUCCAAAUCCCGUCUGCAGCACUCGGAGCGCAUCAAAGGGUUCAUCGUUCACAAGGCCGAGGAGGCACGAUCUCAGCCGCAGAGACCCGACCCUAUGGCCGACGAACAGCUGCAGAAAUCACUCGCCCACACGCGGCUGUCUCUGCUUGACGCCGCCGUGACGUGGGAGCUGUCCGACGCGCUGUGCUGCCUGUACACGGUCUUGGGCCGCCUCGACUUGGUCAAGCCGCCCCCCAGGCCGUAUAGCAACGACGACCUGCGGUACGACCUGCGCAUGAAGCCCUUUGUGGCCGUCGGCUUCCCCGCACUACCCAACUUUCACGAGUUCACUGCGGGCGUGACGCAGUCAGAGUCUACGUCGCAGGAGCUGCUGGAGUACGCAGAGAGGGCCGUGGCGGGUGCCAAACGGGGCUACGAGGCGCUGAGCAAACUGUCGGCCAAGGAAUCUUUCUCGGUAGGCUCGCACACCCGGUGGGCUGCGUCGGUUAAAGGCGCCCUGCGGUCGACCAUAGCCGCGGGCAUCGCGAUUUCUAGCGUGCAAAAGGCACUGUCGAGGCAGACUUCCAAGGGUGGCCCCCUGGGCAUCAAAGCCGAGGUGCCGACCCCUGGCAAGGCAUAUCACGAGUGGUGGAUCGUGCCAAAGAUUGUUCCGGUGGCGCCCUAA